Messenger RNA from Dermatophagoides farinae (American house dust mite), 2220 nucleotides. RefSeq names its product tRNA (uracil-5-)-methyltransferase homolog A. Gene Ontology annotation, molecular function: RNA methyltransferase activity; RNA binding. Gene Ontology annotation, biological process: RNA processing. Lineage: Eukaryota; Metazoa; Arthropoda; Arachnida; Sarcoptiformes; Pyroglyphidae. The record is from RefSeq and is a predicted model, not a curated record.
GAAAGUUUCACAAUUUAAAUUCAACCAUUUCGGCUUCGAUUGGAUCGAUCAGGUAGAUUUGGCCAUCAUCCAAAACAUACAAACAUUAUUAACACGUGCGCAUUCGAUUGAUUUUGGGAUCCUUUAGAACAGGGCUUCUUAAACUUUUUUCAUUCGCGACCCCAUUUCAUGAUUGCUCUACACAAAUACACGUCAAAAAUUUUGCUACGCGACCCCAUUCGGGGUCGCGACCCAUAGUUUAAGAAGCCCUGCUUUAGAAUAACUUGAAUUUGACAAUUUCAGUGUACAUUUACCGCGAGUGUUUUUUUUGUUGGAAAAAAAGAUGGAAGAAGUAAAUUCUAUUCAUAAUAAACCUAAUGAAAAUGAUGAUAAUAAACAACAACAAAAACAAAGAUCCGAACAAUCACUCGAUCCAUUAGGCUAUACACAACAACAAUCACAAACAAGUGAAAUAUUUAAAAUUGAAAUCAACAAUCUGCCGGCAUUCCUUAAAUUUUUACGAAAAAAACAAAUCAUAUAUCGUAAAAUGAAAUUAAUGUCCUUGAAAUCAUCGAAUAAAUCACAUGCAUAUGUAACGUUCAGAAAUGAAAAAGAACGAUCGCAAGCAUUAAACAUGCUUAAUAAUAUCGAAUUUCGUGGCCGUCAAUUAACCUGCCGUGAAUCGGCACCAUUACCCGAUCCAUUGAUACAGAGACAAAUCGAACAUCGAAUGCAAAAAUUGAAAUCGAUCGACAAUGACGAUAAAACAAACAAUAAUAAUGAUGGCAAUAAGAAUAACGUUGAUUUAAAUUAUAGUAAUUCGACGACGGCCGAAGAGAGAGAUAAAAUUGUAAAUGAUCAAGUGUGUUCAUUGUGGAAUGUUCCAUAUGAUGAACAAAUUAAUCGAAAAAUUAAAUUAUUGAAAUCAAUGUGGCAACGAUGUGCAACGGAUUUUAAAUAUACUAGACCAGGACCCGAACUUCAACCGACAAUGGAUUGGUUUCGAAAUCAUGCUCCGGAACGUUUGAAAACGAAUUUUCUUCGAUCACCAAUAAUCAAUGGUUAUAGGAAUAAAUAUGAAUUUAGUAUCGGUGCCGAUCGACAAGUUGGAUUUCGUCUUGGUCUUUAUCGUGAAGGUUCCGUACGUGUAGUUAGCCCACCGGAAAAUUGUCCAAUUAUUAAUCCACAAGCACGAUGUAUUUUGGAACAUUUUCAACAUUAUCUACGGGAACGAACCACUCUAGAUGGUUAUGAUCCGGUUACACAUGAAGGUUACUGGCGACAAAUUCUUGUACGAUUAAAUCGACAAAAUGAAGCAUUAAUAUCGAUACGACUUACCAGACAGCCAACGAUGACGGAUACAGAACUUGAAUGUGAAUGUCAAAAAUUGCGAGAACAUUUUGAACAGGAACCAAAAAUCGGUGUUCGAUCUGUUUAUGUUGAAAUAAUCGAAGAUAGAUAUUCGAAUCAAUGUGAUCAUAGUCGUUUUCUUUGUGGAGAGACACAUAUUUACGAACGAUUAAAACUUCCGCAAGAUGAAGAACAUCUUGAAUUUCGUAUCAGUUCGACAUCAUUUUUUCAGGUAAAUGUUUCAGCAGCUGAAUUGCUGUAUGGAAAAAUUGUCGAACUUGCUAGUUGUGGACCGGAAACAAUUGUUUUAGAUAUCUGUUGUGGUACUGGAACCAUUGGACUUUCUAUCGCUAAACGUGUGAAAAGUGUUUUUGGAUUUGAAUUGAAUGAAGAGGCUGUUGAAGAUGCUCGAUUUAAUGUCAAACAUAAUGGUAUCGUUAAUGUAGAAUUUCAUUGUGGCCGUGCAGAAAAAUUAGUUGGUCCUAUAUUGGAUCAAAUUAGUUCAAAAGAACGUGAUGCAGAUUUCGUUGCCAUAUUGGAUCCACCAAGAAAUGGAUUGCCUGCAAACAUAAUCAAAUGUCUGCGAAAUAAUCAAAAGAUCCGUCGUGUUAUCUAUGUCGCUUGUGAAGCAAUGGCCGCCCGUAAUAAUUUCAUAGACUUAUGUCGACCUAUAUCACGUGCAUAUCACAAAGCUCCAUUUAUACCAGUGGAAACGGUAGCCGUUGAUCUAUUUCCACAUACUGAACGCUGUGAAUUGAUUGUCAUGUUCGAACGGAUAUCAUCAUCAGCAUCCAAAUCACAACCGGAACAGACACAAGAAACAUAGCUCUAAUAUAUUCGUUUUUUUUUAAAUUUUAUUUGUCUUUAAUAAAAUUUUUUCAAACACAUUAA